Messenger RNA from Recurvomyces mirabilis, 1581 nucleotides. RefSeq lists its product as uncharacterized. NCBI's taxonomy places the organism in Eukaryota, Fungi, Ascomycota, Dothideomycetes, Mycosphaerellales, Teratosphaeriaceae. The record is from RefSeq and is a predicted model, not a curated record. Bases 1 to 1581 code for a protein of 526 amino acids. The transcript has 2 exons.
AUGGCGAGCCAGUAUGCGUCCUUCUUGAAGUCGCCGACGACCUCACUGCUUGCUGCCGAUGCGUCGCUGGUAUACAUCACGACCACGACCGAGAUUAAAGAGCCCAACGCCAUCCUCAAGCACCUCCAAUCCCAGCAGAAGCUGCUGGACAAGAAGAAUGAGAAGAUCCUCAACACCAUUGCCGGCCAGGAUGGCUUGUGCCUGGAGACCGAGACCACCCUGCUGUUCAAGAUGGGUGGCGGCGCGUACCUUCCCGGCAUAGACGAGAACCUACUGGACGAGAAGCUGGUCACGUUCCCAGUCAUGCACAUUGUUCGCUUCGACGAGGCACAGAAGAUCAAGCAGAUCCGUCUGUACUGGGACCAGGGCACGCUGCUGAAACAGGUCGAGGCUAUUGGGCGGACCGGCCGCAACUGGCCGAUCAGGGAUGGCAGCUCUCAGCUCGACGCUAUCAACAAGAGCUUGAACGCUGGCGGCAGGGUCACAGACGUGGAAGGCUCGACCGCUUCCGCCCCACGCAAGCAGAGUGAUGUUGUCAUCAACCAGCACAAGAAGCGGGAGAGUGUCAGCGCGACACGUGAUCCUCACGCCAGUCUCAACCUCUUCCAGUCGCGCGAUCCGAAUGAGGAUGGACCUCGGAAGUUCGACGGACCAGUCACGGCGCCGCGAGAGACAUACAAGGACAUCACCCGUGACCUGGCCGAGAUUGUCGGCAACGAGAAUGUCGGGCCUGGCUCAGCGAAUCGUGAUCCUUCACCUUCAAAGCAAGACGGCUUCUACCCCAAAGCCGGCGCAGGCAAGACCCACAAUGUCAACAGACUCUUUGAUGACAACGAGACUACUGGUGCUCCGCCAUCACCACAACGUAAGAAAGUGUUUCAGGACAAGAACAACCACUUUGAAUUCGGCGGUGGGGAAGACGCGCCGGAGCAUUUUCGUCCGGGCCGUGGUGGCAAACACAACAACAACACCCAGAUCGACUUUACUGCGUUCAGCGUCUCGCCUAGCGUGAAGGGUAAAUCGCGGCCAGCUUAUGACAGGCAAUGGGGUCCUGGUGUGCAAGAGGACGACCCCCCAUCCCCCAUCAAGCGCCCAGUAGUCCACGCCCCACGCCCCGACGCAGAUCCCCACUUCGCCCUGGCCGACGACUCCCCAGCGCCGGAGAAACAGAAAUCCUUCGCUCGCCACAAGGGCAUGGGACUCUACCAAGACCCGCUGCAAGACGACUCCCGCACCGCCAUCGGCAAGAACAGCCACAGCCGCGCCAACGCCUUCGAACCCCACUACAGCAUGGCCGACUCCUCCCCCGCGGACGGCCACAAAACCCAACAUAACGCCACCGCGAAGAGCAACGCCGCGCGCAACGAUAUGGAUGCUAAUUGGUCGUUUGAUACUCCGGUCAAGGAGAAGGCGAUUUAUAAGACGGCGGGGAAUGGGAUGGGGGGACGCAGGGAUGAGGAUAGGGGGUGGGGGAUUGGGGAUGAGAGUGAUCCGGAGGUUAAUGGGACGGUGGGGGACAAGAUGAGGGCGAGACGGGGGAAGCAGGCUAGAGCUGGGGCGCCGGGCCAUGCUGGGUACUAG